Parathielavia appendiculata is the source of this 1223-nucleotide messenger RNA. RefSeq names its product Di-copper centre-containing protein. The transcript is spliced from 5 exons. The coding region runs from base 1 to 1068 and encodes 355 amino acids. NCBI's taxonomy places the organism in Eukaryota, Fungi, Ascomycota, Sordariomycetes, Sordariales, Chaetomiaceae. The record is from RefSeq and is a predicted model, not a curated record. Gene Ontology annotation, molecular function: oxidoreductase activity.
AUGGUCCAACUCGCGGCAUUGGGCGCGGCCCUCUGUGCAGGCCUUGUCUCAGCUGGCGCGUACCCCCCUGAUGUGGUCGACGAACUGGCCGAAUCCAGCAUGCCAAAGCUGAAGGACUGGCUUGCCAAGAACCCGCAGCCCGGUUGCACCUACGAGACGGCAGCCAAGCGGACAGAAUGGAGUGACCUUAGUCUCGAUGAACGCAAGCAGUACACCAAUGCUGUGCUCUGCCUGCAGUCGAAGCCCGCCCUGAUGAGCUCCCAGGCGCCAGGGGCAAAGAGCAGGUUUGACGAUUACGUCGUCGUCCAUAUCCAGCAAACCCCGAGGAACCAUGGCUCGUACUGGAACUGGGACCGCUACGCCAAAGACCCUGCCAGCUCGCCCCUCUUCGACGGCAGCGAGGGUAGCAUGGGCGGCAACGGCGCCAAGGUGGCCCACCAAGGCAUCCCCAUCCCCGGCGCGCCGCGUCCCUACGACAUGAUCCCGCCGGGAGACGGUGGCGGCUGCGUUACGACAGGCCCGUUCAAGAACAUGACGGUCAACCUGGGCCCAAUCGCCCCAACGCUCCAACAAAUCCCGCGCAACCCGCGCGUCGACGGACUGGGGUCCAACCCGCGCUGCCUGCGGCGCGACAUCAACAAGCACGCGGCGGCCGUCACAAUGGCAAACUACACCCACUCCCUCAUCAGGUCCAACAGCGAUGUGUACUGGUUCCAGACCGUCAUGGAGGGCCAAUUCCCGCAGGGCAAAUGGGGUGUGCAUGCCGGCGGGCACUACACGGUGUCGGGCGACCCGGCGGGCGACUUCUAUGUCAGCCCCGGGGAUCCGGUGUUUUGGCUGCACCAUGCCAUGAUUGAUCGUGUAUGGUGGAUCUGGCAGCUGCAGGACUUGGAAAGGAGGCUGGCGCAGGUUAGUAUGACGAGGACGAUGAAUAACUUUCCGCCGAGCGCCAAUGGGACGCUGGAUGAUUUGAGUGGGCUCGGGGUGUUGGCGCCAGAUGUUAAGGUGAGGGAGUUGAUGAAUACGAUGGGGGGAUUGGAAGGCAAGUUCUGUUAUGUUUAUGAAUGAGAGGAAUAGGUUGAGGAGGGUUGGAAGAGGAGCGAGAUGGGUUGUGCAUGAAAGUGGAGGUAUUUUCUUGGCCCAUCAGAUGUUGUCUUUGUUUGCUGGGUUCCUGUGUCUCCUUUAGAUUCGAGUCGUUCGCCCUCAGACUAGUCAUCAAAAAC